Molecule: messenger RNA, 1495 nt
Organism: Rosa chinensis
Lineage: Eukaryota; Viridiplantae; Streptophyta; Magnoliopsida; Rosales; Rosaceae
Exons: 8
Coding region: 510-866 (118 amino acids)
Source: RefSeq, a predicted model, not a curated record
CUGGCGAACCGAAAAACCGAAGGAACCGCACCGAACCGCACCGAAAAACUCGGUUCGGUUCGGUUUUAGGGUAUAUAUAUUUACAUUUUGCUCGGUUCGGUUCCUAAUGAAGUAUUAUCGGUUCGGUUCCGGUUCUUGUUUUUAAAACACCCUUGGAACCGAAAUACAUAUGUCAGUGUAUAAGUGGAUAUAAGGGCCGAGCUUAUUUCUCUAAAAUAAACCCAUUCUCAUUUGAUCAGGCCCCGAUGAUUCCGAUCUAUCCAUUCGAUCAAAAGUUCAAAACCCUAAAAUUUCUCUAGUUCUCUCUAUCUCUCACUGCCUCUCUCUAUCGCUCACUGCCUCUCAAAACCCCAACUCUCCAUUCUCUAACCCAGACGACCAAGGCGAUCAAAAGAUUCAAAACCCAGACGACCAAGACGAUCGCCCUCAAAGAUCGGAUGCAGCCCCGACGAGCAAGACCAUCGCGUCUUCGAUUUGUGUUGGGCUGUUAGCCAUCUGCGAUUUGGUUGAUGCAUCCCCGUCUUCGACCUCCAUCAAUUCCGAGGCCGACCCGGAAAGCAGGUGCAGGCGUGCAGCUAUUGGAGUCCGAGAUCCGACAACUCUGCUCUACCUCUAAAGAUAUCUUCUUGCAACAACCCAAUUUGUUAGAGCACCCAUCAAGAUUUGUGGUUAAAGCAAAAGUUGAAGAAAUUGCUCCCGGUGUUGCAACAGGAAUGAUUUUGUCUCUGCGUGAGAGUCUUCAUUACUAUCUAAGGAUGAUCUUGCAAAGUGCCAAAUGGAAUAUGAUGCUGCAAAAUCUGAGGUUCAGAAGUGGCAUUCUGCAUUUCAGUUGGAGAAAGCAAAGAAAAAGGAAGCUGCAUUCAUAGUUACAUUUGCAAAAUGGGAUCUUAGAGCUCAACUCAAGCCACCAUCAUUGCAGUUUUGGCGUGCAUUCCUGUCCAGGCAAUGAGCUGGCCAGGCUCGAGAUGCUGAUCCUCCUUCACCACCUCACGACUACUUACAGGUAUUGAGAUCAAUUAAAAGAAGAUUCGGCAUUCAGGAGUGAUGGAAACGAAAUUUGAAAGGAGAAAAAAUGAAGCAAUUUGUGGGUCUUUUCUGAUGUGUAGUUGCUGCUGCCGUAUUGCAACGAGCCUACAUAUAGGCUGUGGUGGUAUAUUACAAAUCUUACUUGUAGGUACAGAUUGCUUCAGCUUCAGCCCCUACAACCAAGAAGAAAAGGCAGAAAAAAUGAUGCAGCUACAAUUUAGUUUGCUGCAAAUUGAUUUAGUUUUCAGUAUUUUAGUUUGCUCCAAAUUGAUGCAGCUGCAGCUGCAUUGUUUAAAUUGGACUAAAUUUAUUCACUUUAUUGUUUAGUUUUAUUUGCUGCAUGUGAGACUUUGAGUUUGCAGUUUAUGCAUGUGAAACUUUGAGUUUGUAUUGCUGGAAAUGUGUAUUAUUGCAGACUUUGAGUUUGUAGUUGUAUUGCUAGAAAGUGCUUGAGUGUUUGUGUUUGAUA